AAGAAAAUGACAAAUUGAGAAGAAAAAUGAGGGACAACCACAAUGUAACAUCUUGGCAUAUGCAUGAUCUGUUUGAGUGGGUUGGCAAAAGGAGGAAGCUGAAAGCCAAAAAUGUUCGGCCAUGCUGACCUAUCACUUGUGUGAGCUUGCAAGCAAAAGGCAUAGUUUGGAUGUUGCAGCAGCUGCUUCAGUCUAGUAUUUGCCAUGUAAAUGUAAUCCAUUUAUUUGAUCCAGUACUCCUCACUCCCUGGGAUCCUCAAUCCCAUUAAAAAAAGCCCAGAAAUCUUGACCGUUCAAUCCUUCACCGAAUGGUUCUCACUUGAGUACACGUGCUGCCUAUCUUUUCUUUUCCUUUUGAAUCUUUUGCUUCCAUGCAUGGAAUUCUCCUCCAACCACAACUCAAAAGCAAAGGAGAGAGAGAGAGAAAGGGUCCUGGUUUUGCUUUGAUUGUUCUUCUUAUAGGCCUGUUCAUCGCCAUCAUUAGCGACCCAUCUCCUUUAAAAUUUUGAUUUUUCUAUUUCAAAAGCCAUUAAAGUAUUUUUGUUUAAACAUUGGAAGGUGUUGAGGUGAAAAAAAUGGGAUUUAAAGAGGUGGGUCGGAUCUUUUUGUUGUACUUAAAGCAAGGAACUGUCACAUCUCAACUCCUGAUUCUCGUCUGAUCAUAUCCACUGAAACAAAAGCAAGAAGCUUUGCGAUCUGUUUUCUCUCCUCCUUGAUCUGGAUUUUGAUUCUUGUUUCCUUUGCUUGCUUCUUCACCAUUCAAGAUAUCUUCUUGGUCACAGCCAAAGAUCAUGAAAAAUGCCGUCUUUCGAAGAUUCGAGGUAAGAAAUGAGCAACUGAUCCUGUUUCCUUUACUGGGUAUUUUCUGUUUUUCAGUGAUCAACCUCCAUUGAUUUUUAAUGGAACAAAAUCAAGAGAAGAAGUUUGUUUGCAAGUUUUGCAACAAGAGGUACCCAUGUGGGAAGUCCUUAGGUGGUCACAUAAGGACUCAUAUGAAUAUUGAAAAUUAUGCUGAAGCAGAGGAAGGAGCAGCUGAACUCUCCAAAAACAAGCUUCUCUCCAGCAGUAAUUCUAGAAACAUCAAGAGAGUUGCAGAGGCUGAAUCUGGUGGCCUAUCUGCAGCUUAUGGCCUGAGGGAGAACCCCAAGAAAACCAAGAGGUUUUCUGAUCCAGGCAACGCUUCUUUACUCAAAGAGAUGAUUUGUAAAGAAUGUGGUAAGGGUUUCCAAUCUUUGAAAGCUCUUUGUGGUCACAUGGCUUGUCACUCAGAGAAAGAGAGGGUCUUUCAGAAGUUUGAGGAUCAUUCAGGUAAUAGUGAUAAACAGAAGCUGGUAAUGGAUAGUCAGUCAGAUACUGAAACAUCAGCUCCAAGUAGGAGGAGGAGAUCCAAAAGAAUAAGGUACAAGGCAAUUGGCGUUUACUCUAAUAAUUCAGUUUCUUUAGCUAAUGGUUCUUCAUCUGUAUCAGAGAUAGAGCAAGAACAAGAAGAGGUUGCUAUGUGUUUGAUGUUGCUGUCAAGGGAUUCUGGUUGUAAGAAAGGAUUGAAUUCAGUUGCCGACUCUUCAGAUAACAAUUCUGUCGUUUUCGAAGCUAAAUCAUCAUCUAUUGAUGUGAGGAUUACUAUUAAGAAUGACAUGAAAUGUGUUUCUAACAGUGGUGAGCUUUUGAAGAUGAAAAAACAAAGAGACAACAACUUGAAAUCUGCUGAGUCUGGUCCUUCUUCUGAGAAUUCUGAUUCUGGUUAUUUUAGUAAUGGACCCAAGAAACUUAAGGUGGAGUCUGGAUCUGGAUACGAGGACUUUGAUGAAAAUUUUGGGAAGAGUUUGAGUAAAUUCAAAUGUGUGAAAACUGAAUUUCCAAAGGAUUUGAUUAGUGAAAUAGGAGAUAAUCGAGCAGAUAGAGCUUUGACCAAGUAUGAUUUAAGAAGAAGUGCCAAGAAUGAUUAUUACAGUCCUGAAUAUUUGUGCACCAGUUCUUCAAAGGGAAGCAAAUAUAAGUGUUUGACCUGUAAGAAGACCUUCGAUUCCCCCAGGGCUCUUGGAGGGCACACAGCAAGGCAUACGAAGGUCAAUGACUGCAGUGAGUCAAUACAUGAUAGCGGUGAAGAUAGCUUAACAAAUGAUUCUUUUCCUGUUCCAAUGACUUAUAGAAAAGUUACCAAGUUUUCACAUGGCAAAACCCUAAGUAUUUGUCGUGGUUCAUCUGGCAAUGCGGGGAAAAGAUUGGGAUCAAAGAAAAACAAGGGGCAUGAGUGCCCAUUCUGCUUCAGGGUUUUCAAGUCAGGCCAAGCUUUAGGAGGUCACAAAAGGUCCCAUUUUAUUGGAGGUUCCAAGGACAGAACAUUGGUGAUCAAGCAAAACUCACCCGAGAUGCCAGCUCUAAUUGAUCUUAACCUUCCAGCUCCUGUUGAAGAAGAUGCAAUGGUGAAUGCUGGGCUCAUGCCAUGGUAGAUUUGAAGCAACUGAAGCAUGACUCUUGCUGGUGGCAUGGUGGGUUUGAUCCCUAAAUGAGCAAAUUUUUGGCAUAGGAUAAUUCAUCAUGAUGCAAGAGAUCUUAGACUGUAUAGACAAGUAAAUUUAAUUGUGUUUCUCCUUUGCUUCAAAUUCAAGGUAAAUGUUCCCCACCUGUUGCUUCUAAAAGUUGUUUUCUUUUGAUUUUAUCCAUGUUCUUGGAUUAUGUCUUCAUUCUUACAACUUCCAAUUCUUUGUCUAUCU
Messenger RNA from Durio zibethinus, 2714 nucleotides. RefSeq lists its product as uncharacterized. Lineage: Eukaryota; Viridiplantae; Streptophyta; Magnoliopsida; Malvales; Malvaceae. The record is from RefSeq and is a predicted model, not a curated record.